This is a messenger RNA of Juglans microcarpa x Juglans regia, 2111 nucleotides long. RefSeq names its product UPF0481 protein At3g47200-like. The transcript has 4 exons. The record is from RefSeq and is a predicted model, not a curated record. Lineage: Eukaryota; Viridiplantae; Streptophyta; Magnoliopsida; Fagales; Juglandaceae. Bases 374 to 1897 code for a protein of 507 amino acids.
GUCUUGUGCGUACGUACCUUUCGUAUUUUCAGAGCUUUUGCUAGCUGUUUUUAUUGUACUUAUGAUUAGUACUCUACGUAUGUACGUUGUUUGCUAUUUUUCAUAUGUAUUCUUCUUAUCAUGUAAACAUGUCCAUUAUCCAUUUUUCUAUUUUAUUAGUUCGAACUAAUAAAAUAUAUAUAUUAUUUAUAUAUUCAGUCGUACGUGAUUAAUUAACUUCAGGUAAUUAUAUAAUUACGUAAAUUUCCAGAAAACAUGAGACGAACCAGAAUCUGUUGACGGACAGUUGAUGAGAUCUAACAACUAUUGCGAACUAAGUUUCAGCAUUUUCGUAAUAAUUAAGAAGAACUAAAAGUGCUAGUUAUUGAAAGAAAUGGAAGAUGAGGGAGAGGAAUUUGAAACCAGUAACGAACAAUCAAAUUAUGGGAGUACUUUAAAUGUAGUUUUGGACCCAACUUUCGGCAAUAUUGGUCAUGAAGAAGCAGCUGCUAAUUCUGGCAUUGGUGGAGAAGAAGAUGACAAUCCAAAUUAUGAAGAGAGUCAAUCAAGAAUAGUUGUUCCUGAGCAUGCUAUCCGAAUCCUGGAUAAUGAGAGACAAAAUCAUGUUAUCAUUAGCGGAUCAGGAUGGUCAACAUUGAAGGUUCCUGUACCUAUGUUCAAAGUCGACAAAGGAGCUUACGUCCCCAUGGUUGUCUCCAUUGGUCCAUUUCAUCAUAAUGAACCAAGUCUACAAGCCAUGCAAACUCAAAAACGGCAGUUUCUUGAUCGCCUAAUUCGAAACCGAACAGGGCAGCCUAUCCUUGAAAAAGGUCUUAAAAAUGCCAUGAGAGAAUUGGAGGAAAAGACUAGAGAUUUUUAUGCAUAUGACUUUCAGGCUAUAAAACCUGAUGAUUUUGUGCACAUGAUGCUCCUCGACGGUUGCUUCAUUGUAGAACUCCUGCGUUUAUACGAGAAAAAAUAUGUGGGGGAGCCCUUUUUCAAAACACGUUGGAUGCGGACAAAUAUCUCUCGUGAUUUGCUUUUGCUUGAGAACCAACUCCCUAUGUUUGUGCUGCAGAAGAUUUUUGAACUUACUACCUUGACGGGGGAGGAAACUCUGAAUAUGCUUGCUCUCAGGUUUUUUGAACCCUUGAGGAUUGGGAAGGACAAAUUUGAAACAUGGACGUUGAACAAGCACGCCAAUGGCGAGUAUAUACAUCUAUUAGCUUUGUUUCACUCUACCUUAAUUUCAGGGGAUAAUAUAUGUCCGCCGCAGCCUGCAAAGAGUGAAAAGAAAAAAUCACAUCUUAAGCUUCCUGGGAAAGGUUGGGUGCAUAAUGCCAAAACACUUGGUUAUGCUGGUAUUAAGUUCCAAAAAAAUUCUGGUAGCAUUCUCAACAUACAGCUUAAAGGCAAAACGUUAAAGAUUCCAACUAUUGUCAUCGAUGAUAGCACCAACCCUGUGUUGAGGAACUUGAUAGCCUAUGAACAGAACAACUGCGAUGUAGAUCCAUAUUUUUGCUGUAUGGCGUUGUUCUUGGAUAGCAUUGUGGAUACGGUCGAGGAUGUCAAGAUUCUUCGUGAUGUCGGGAUUAUUAAACAUGCAAUGGGUGGAGACCAGGAGGUGGCGAAUCUUUUCAAUAGACUCACUAAGGAGCUAGUGUUUGAUAUUGAUGAAGAGGAUUGCUACAUGACCAAGCAAAUCGGAAAGAUCAACCGUCUUUGUCGAGUGCACGAAAUCAAAGUUCGAAUUCGCCGUGUUCUUGCCAGGAUGAAUUUCACUGGAUUAAUCCACACAUGCUUUUCCAUCUUGAUCACAGUCUUAGUAAUCAUGAUGGAAGCACGGCCUAAUAAUUCAAAUGACAACUUCUCAAAUACUCAGGAAUCGCCUCCACCUUUGUCUUCACGAAAUGGUUGAUGUAGGUUUAUCCAGUGGAGCGAUGAUUGAGCCUUGUGUUUGCACAUCAUUUAGCUUAGUAUCGGCUUUUCAAUAAAACUGGGAGUCCUCAGAUUCUCAUGUAGCAGUGUUUGUUUUUUAAUUUCUUUUAUGCUCUGUUGUUGUUUCAUUGCGUAUGUGUGUACUAUGUGUAUUAUGUUUGAGUUUCAAAUCGAAUAAACCCAUCUUGGAAUUA